This is a messenger RNA of Mizuhopecten yessoensis (Yesso scallop), 5392 nucleotides long. Its product is annotated as ankyrin repeat and SAM domain-containing protein 6-like. The coding region runs from base 155 to 2566 and encodes 803 amino acids. The record is from RefSeq and is a predicted model, not a curated record. The transcript is spliced from 16 exons. Lineage: Eukaryota; Metazoa; Mollusca; Bivalvia; Pectinida; Pectinidae. Gene Ontology annotation, molecular function: protein binding.
UAUGGCGAACAUAGAGACCACGAAAUGUCAUUAUGAAAAGAAAAAGUGCCGCAAUGGGAUAGUUAUCGGCAGUUAGAGCGACUAUGAAGUCGCCAGGAAGUUGUUUCGUUGAAAAUGAAUAUCUUAUUGUUUAAUAUAUUAAGCUAACGCGAGCAUGGACCGUGUUCGCUUGUUGCUGAGUGCGUGCGAGCAUGGUGAUAUUCCAUCCGUACAAGCAUUGCUGGAUGAGGGGCUAGAUGUGGACAGUACGGAUCCCGACGAAACGACCCCACUUCAGGUGGCAGCUGCCAAUGGACAUGAUCACAUUGUCCGCCUCCUGCUGAUGCACGGUGCAGCCCUGGACAGACGCAAUGUAUAUGGAUGGGCCCCUCUCAUGCAGGCCUCGCGUCAUGGUCAUGCCAAUGUGGCAGCCACCCUUCUACAGCAACGCCAGGCUGACAUCAAUGCCAAAAACCGCCUUGGGACAUCAUCCUUGACCCUUGCUGCUCGUGGGGGUCACCUGCAAGUGGUACGCCUAUUAGUUGAUUUUGGAAGUGACCUGAAUAUUUCAGGGAAUAGUGCCAGUGGGGAGUGUGAAUUUACUCCUCUCCUGGCAGCAGCUCAGCAUGGCCAUGAUGCAGUACUAAGGUUUAUCCUCGACCGUGGCAGCGAUGUGAACUAUCGGACACCAUCUACUGGUCAGUCAGCACUUAUGUUGGCUGCUCUCAAUGGCCACAUGAAGACUGCACAGAUCCUGGUUGAGCGAGGAUGUGACCCAAAUGUCAUGAAUGUCGAUAACAAAACUGCCCUAGAGAUUGCUACACGAAGGGGUAGGAGGGAGGUUGCCAGCUAUCUCGACAGGAAGACGAUCAACAAGCCAAAAAUUGAACCAGAAGAGGUGAAACCUGACAUUAUAGAAGCAGCUAAGCAUGGUGACAUCCUGAGGAUCCAGGCCAUACUAGACAAGGACCUCAGCCAGAUUGACGCCAGCUCCCCACAAGAUGGGGCUACGCCGCUGAUGUUUGCUGCCAUGACUGGUCAGAUCGAUGUUGCCCGCCUCCUUGUUGCCCGCGAGUGUGAUAUAAACAAACAGGACACAAUCAGUGGCUGGACUGCACUCAUGCAAGCCACGUAUCAUGGGAAAAAAUCUGUGGCAAUGUUUCUGAUUGAACAAGGAGCCGAUGUAACCAUACAGGCCAAGAAUGGAUGUACAGCAUUUGACAUGGCACUCAUCAUAGAGGAUGUGGAUACUGAGCUACUACGACUGCUGGCCUCAAAAGCUAUGUCAGUCAAUAAGGAGGACAAGGGGAAAAAAUCAUCUGCUAAGCAGAAUGGCCUGUCAAAGACCUUCACUGCCACAGACUCUGGUGUGGAUGAGCAACCCAAAAGUGGACUGAAGGCCUGGUUAAGUAGAUUGUCAAGUAGAAUUAAAAAUACGAAGCUUGGCCGUACCAUGAACUCAACAAAUCGUCUCACUCCUGUCACUGCCCUACACUCAUCAACAUCGGUACAGGACCUCACUUUGACCGUUCCCAUGAGUCCACUCGUGCCACCUAGGAAAACCAACAAUUUCAUGGACCAGUCCCAUAUCUCCACAAGCUAUGACCAGAUUCUUAUGGAGAACAAGAAGAGUGCAUCCAUGUACACACUGGAUAUAAAUCCACCCAACUCAAAUUUGACAAACGAGACUUUAAAGCCAGUCAUCCCACCUUUUCUGCCGACCCCUACAUUUGACUUAGACAUUUCCAGUCCUCGCAGUAAGCCUCUGAGUGCCCGAGGCCCUGACACCAGCUCUUCUCUACACUCCCCCAUGCGUCCAAUGAUGAAAUCGCCAAUGAUGUUCAUGCCUAACAAAACCAGCAGCAACCUGAGCUCGAGUCCUGCCAGUCCCUCCAGCUCAGGGAGGUUUGUGGCAGCCAAUCAAAACAACGGUGACUACAACGAGAAUGGUAUAUACUCUCCUACGAACAAUAAAGGACCUUUAGCUUUCUUGCCCCCACAGACGCCAUCACGCCUUUUCAUGCCACGCAAAUCAUCUGUACCAUCAGCCUUUAGGACAGCAUCCAACACAACAUCACCGAACAGUUCCACCAGUGGCAGUUCAUCUGUCACACCCCAGCGAUCACACUCUCAUGGCCGCAGCACUUCAUCCAAGGAGAGCACCACCUCAACUCUCACACCCUCACCGUCGCCCACACCAGGAAAGUUUCAAGAAGAUCCUGGACAUAUACUCAGCUCUCUGCAUGAGAAUGAAAGCAACACUAAUGAUGAACUUUCGGGUAUUUUGAAGAAAUUAUCACUGGAGAAAUACCAACCCAUUUUUGAAGAACAAGAGGUGGACAUGGAGGCAUUCCUGACCCUCAAUGAUACUGAUCUUAAUGAGCUUGGCAUCUCCCACACACAGUCACGCCAACAGAUCCUGAAAACUAUCUCUGAACUCAAGACAGGAAAGGGUAAGGAGCGCCAGCAGUUUGUUGACACGAUGACCACCUUCCAGACGACACUUAGAGUCAGACCAGCCGACCCGUCGAGUAGAAUCAAUGGGUGGUCACACCCGUCAUCAUCUGGAGACACAGACCAUUCUUGAGGGACAACCAUUGCAUUGUCCUGGCCUUCUUUGGAUAAGGACCUGACUGGAACCACACCUACUCGAGACAUUGCCGUUACAGUCCUUUGAUAAUACAGAUGUGCUAAAUCAUCAUCAUCAUGGGACAGGUUCGUCCACACAUUCAGAAAAGGGUCAUUGGCGAAUCCAUACCUAUUUGAUAGGUUGGUUGGUUGACAGGUUUUUCGCCUACAUGACUCCACCCAUGCGGGUUUCAUCUUACUGACUGAAGUUGGUGUUCUGUCGGCGUCUUAUUUGAGAGGGCAUCCACUGCUAUAUAUACCCAUGAUGUUUGAGGAUGGGACCACACCUAGUGUUGUGUUAUAAGCAUUCCAUGUGCCAAGCUGGACUGAUCACAUGACUUGUCAUGUUCUUCAUCGCAGGAGGAAUCAUGCGACUUUUGAUGGAUCAUGUGACUUGUUGAUUGAUCAUGUGACUGAUCAUUGUUGAUUUUAUUUAUUGCAGAAAUUUAUUACUUAUAACCGUUAUACAUCAAGCUGGUUCUAAUGCAAUGCGGUCCCGUCAUCAGGUGGAUCUAUUCAUCAGAAAUACUGCAAGGGAGAGGUCACAUGACAUUACAUGACAAACUCCUUCAAGAGUGGAAAUGGGGACUAUUGCCAAAGACUAAAUAGUGUACAAAUAUGAUGUGGUGUGAUGCCAUCCAUAUGUUACUCAUUCAAUAAGUAUAUCCAUUGCGGAACAACAUGAAUACAAUGACAUUUGAGAUGUACAUAUGCUGUAUAUGCCACUUUUGGGAGUGAAGGACUCUUUUAUUUUGUUCAACAUUGCGAGCCUUCAAGAAAAAUACAGAGAUUUCCAGAGGAUCGUGUAAAAAGUUACAGGCACUGUUGGAAAGCAUUUCCAGAUGUUACUCUGGAAAUGAUUUCUGGAGGUUUCAGUGACCAUUCUGAUUUUGUUGGACUGCUGAAAUCAUCCUAUUCAGCUAAUUUUGUUAAAGUAUUCUUAAAGAAACACUAUUUGUAUAUUUCAGUGUUGUACAAUGAUUUUUGGAUUAGCGAUCAAUUUAUUUGCAUGAUACAUGUAUGUUUUUCAUUUCAAUAUUAAGAAUAGCUCUGUUGUAGAAUUCAAGAGAGAACUCACCGAUGGCUGUGAUGCAGAGCCACAUAUAUGUGUUUGACUCUAUCAAAUGUAAGACUAGUGCUAUCCGGCUUUAGUGAUAUUUUGUAAACAAUUUAUAAUGAAAUAUAUCAAAAUGAUUUGUUAAACUGUAAAUAGCCUUUUGUUUUCACAAAUAAUGGUAGACAAAUAACAGUAGACUAAUGGAAUGUAAAUGAUUAUUUUGCAAAUAAUGAUAGACAAAUUGUUUGUAAAUGAUGGCUCUACAAAUAAUGGGGUUGUAAAUGAUUGUUCUACAAAUAAUUGUAGCCUGUUGGUUGUAAAUAUUUAUUAUACAUUAAUGUAAUGUGUACUGUUGGAUGCAGAUUACCAUUACUCCUUGUUAAAUAUUGACUAUUUAAUGUCAGAAGGAUGACCUAAACUUUCAGUGAGAAAAGUAAGACAGAGGUGCACAGAUGUGGAGUGAUAGAAAUAUUUGUUCUGUAUUGGCUGGUUAUUUAUAAGUACAUGCUAGUGGAAUGUGCAAUCUGCAAUGAUCCAUUCACAAAGUAUUAUAUCUCAUCAAUAUGCAUAGAUUAUGAACUAUAAAAUGUCAUAUCUCUGCUCGUAUAAUGUCUUCGUCUAUAAAAGUGGUGUAAAGAUUGCAUAGAUUUAUCAAAAUAUCUAUAUUUAACCUAUAGCUUAAGUUCAAUUAUCAUGUAUUAUAUGUUUAUGGUAUUUUAGUUUACAUUUCCAAGUUGUGUCAAAUUUCAUGUUUGUGUCAUAAUGCAAUUCUUGACAAUGGUUGACCUAUUGUACCCUCUAAGUGUUCACAAUAGCUGAUAUAUCUGUCAUAUCUGUAUUAUACAAGUUUAGAUUUGUCCGUCCAUUACGUCUCGGCAACCAUUACAAGGCAAAGAUUUUACAUAUUCUCCAAUCUAUGCACAAACGAUUAUAUAUAUAUAUUUUAUUUUAAUUAUUACAACUUUAUUAUGCAUUUUAUUGGCCCAUACAUGUUUUAUGUCUAUCCCUCAAGGUGGUAUGCCAUAGAUAGUGUAGUGUUUAUAUUUACUUGUGUUCAGCAUCAGGGUCUGGAGUGCUACAUCCUUCAAUCGUAUAACUGAUCUUAUUCAAUACUAAACAUUAGGAAAGUGAAAAUAGGUUUCAAAUUCUGUUGUUAAUAGUAGGAAAAUGAAAGUGGUAAUCGUAAUUUUGAAUACAUAUCAUACCGCAGACAUAUCUACUGCAUUACAUUCAGCAUGAUUUGGCUAUCUGUUUUAACAUGUAGGAAGAAUACAUUAAUUCUAUAUUGAAUGGUUCUCUUGAUUGAGCUCUUUUAUCACAAAACUACGAAAAUAUCAUAUUCAGCUAAAAAGUAUGUUUACAGUAUGAGGAUAUCCGAUGCUAUUUUCAAUUCAGGAAUAUGAAAACGGUGUAGAAAAUCAAGUGUCAGUUACUUCCUUUAACAGAAGGCUGUAUGUGCCUCAGAAUCGUCCAGGAUGGAGAUUGGCAAACAUGUAAACAAAUUCAUGUUUUUAGUCUUUUUUACUUUAUCUUUUGUGAACAUGUUAUCCCCAAACAAUCAAAAUAAUCUUUGUUGCCUUCUAAUGGUGUCAAAAGAUUUUUGUAGUAUCACUAAAACGAAUAGAAAUAAUUUGUCUUUCUUUAUUAAUUUCACUUGAAAGUUACAUUUUUAGGUCACCUGAGCUUUAGCUCAAGUGACCUAUUGCUAUCCGUUUUCAUCCGUCGCCG